This is a messenger RNA of Arachis stenosperma, 2204 nucleotides long. Its product is annotated as dihydroxy-acid dehydratase, chloroplastic. The record is from RefSeq and is a predicted model, not a curated record. Gene Ontology annotation, biological process: branched-chain amino acid biosynthetic process. The transcript is spliced from 14 exons. Bases 110 to 1930 code for a protein of 606 amino acids. Gene Ontology annotation, molecular function: dihydroxy-acid dehydratase activity. NCBI's taxonomy places the organism in Eukaryota, Viridiplantae, Streptophyta, Magnoliopsida, Fabales, Fabaceae. Gene Ontology annotation, cellular component: chloroplast stroma.
UAGCUAAACCCUCAAUCCCCUUCUCUAAAACCUCUCUUCACUCUUCACUCUUCACUCUUGAAUCUUGAAUCUUGAAUCUUCAUUCCUCUCUUUUCUCAAUCAUCACACAAUGCAGUCCACUCUCUUCUUACCCACCUCGCUCCCCACUCUCCGCCGCCGCACUCUCCCCUUCUUCUCCAUCAGAGCCUCCCAAUCCGCUUCCUCCGUCACCGUCGACUCCCCGCCGGAGUCCUCCUCCUCCGCCGCCGCCACCCAAAAGCUCAACAAGUACAGCUCCCGAAUAACCCAACCGAAGUCCCAAGGAGCCUCCCAGGCCGUACUCUAUGGCGUGGGUCUCUCCGAGGACGACAUGGACAAGCCCCAGAUUGGCGUCUCUUCCGUCUGGUACGAGGGUAACACCUGCAACAUGCACCUUCUGGAACUUUCCGAGGCCGUUAAAGAAGGCGUUAAGGAAGCCGGCAUGAUCCCCUUCAGGUUCAACACCAUCGGUGUCAGCGACGCCAUUUCCAUGGGUACGAGGGGCAUGUGCUACAGCUUGCAGUCCAGGGACCUCAUCGCUGAUAGCAUUGAAACCGUUAUGAGUGCUCAGUGGUAUGAUGGCAACAUCUCCAUCCCUGGCUGCGACAAAAAUAUGCCAGGUACAAUCAUGGCAAUGGGCCGCCUCAACAGACCAAGCAUUAUGGUUUAUGGUGGAACUAUAAAGCCUGGUCAUUUUCAGGGUAAUACAUUCGACAUAGUAUCUGCCUUUCAGAUUUAUGGUGAAUAUGUGAGUGGAUCAAUUGACGAUCAAUACCGACAAAAUGUUCUCCGCAACUCUUGCCCAGGUGCUGGGGCUUGUGGAGGAAUGUAUACAGCCAAUACCAUGGCUUCUGCAAUAGAAGCUAUGGGAAUGUCUCUUCCUUAUAGCUCAUCUACACCUGCUGAGGAUCCAUUAAAGUUGGAUGAGUGCCGAUUAGCUGGAAAAUAUCUUCUCGAAUUGUUGAAGAUGGACUUGAAGCCCCGAGAUAUCAUCACUCGUAAAUCACUACGCAAUGCAAUGGUUAUAGUUAUGGCACUUGGUGGAUCUACCAAUGCUGUGUUACAUUUAAUUGCUAUAGCCAAGUCUGUUGGCAUUGAAUUGUCUCUUGAUGAUUUCCAAAAGGUUAGCGAUGAGGUUCCUUUCCUUGCAGAUCUCAAGCCUAGUGGAAAAUAUGUCAUGGAAGAUGUUCACAAGAUUGGAGGGACCCCUGCUGUUAUCCGCUACCUUCUUGAGCAAGGCUUUCUAGAGGGAGACUGUUUGACUGUUACUGGGAGGACACUUGCUGAAAAUUCUGAACUUGUUCCUCCCUUGUCACCGGGCCAGGAAAUAAUAAGGCCUAUAGAAAAUCCCAUAAAGAAGACAGCGCACAUUCAAAUAUUAUACGGAAACCUUGCCCCACAGGGUUCUGUUGCUAAAAUUACUGGAAAAGAGGGGCUAUACUUCUCUGGCCCUGCACUUGUAUUUGAAGGAGAGGAGUCAAUGAUUGCUGCCAUUUCAGAGGAUCCUUCAAGUUUUAAGGGGAAAGUGGUUGUAAUUAGGGGAGAGGGACCUAAGGGCGGUCCAGGCAUGCCUGAGAUGUUAACACCAACAAGUGCAAUAAUGGGUGCAGGGCUUGGAAAGGAAGUUGCCUUGUUGACUGAUGGGAGAUUUUCAGGAGGAUCACAUGGAUUUGUUGUUGGCCAUAUAUGCCCUGAAGCACAGGAGGGUGGUCCAAUCGGCUUGAUUCAAAACGGAGAUGUCAUCAACAUCGACGUCCAGAAGAGGAGGAUUGAUGCUUUGGUAUCCGACGAGGAGAUGGAGGCACGCAAGAAGAAUUGGUCUGCUCCGCCAUACAAAGCUAACCAAGGAGUUCUCUACAAGUACAUUAAAAAUGUGAAAUCAGCUUCUAGCGGAUGUGUGACGGAUGAGUAAAGAGAGAGACAGAGAGAGCAGAGUUUUGGUGAGUAGCAGAGGGAGAAAAAGAGGGUCAUAUAUGUGUUUUUUUGAGGGUGUUAUUAAUAUUUAGGCCUAAAAGGGUGCAUAGCAAUGUAGCUUGAUGUAUCUCUUGUGAAUUAUAAUUAUUCUUUUGCUACUUCAUUAUGGACCAGUUAUCAUUUUUGUAAUUUUUGUGUGAAAUUGUUUGAUGUUGUGUAUCAGUUAAUGAAUAAAUGUUAGUUUGAACAUUUCUCUUAGGAGAAAUGAGAAA